Zonotrichia albicollis (white-throated sparrow) is the source of this 630-nucleotide messenger RNA. NCBI's taxonomy places the organism in Eukaryota, Metazoa, Chordata, Aves, Passeriformes, Passerellidae. The record is from RefSeq and is a predicted model, not a curated record.
AUGGGGUUGGAAGGGGCCGCUGGGGCUGAUCCAACCGCCCUGCCCAGGGGCUCCCCCACAGCAGAGCCAAGGAUCACACCCAGGUUGUCUUUGUCUCCUCUCUACUCUUCAGAGUUCCUGGGACUAUGUUCCCUUCCAGGUUGCAGGUUUAAGGAUAUCAGAAGAAAUCUUCAGAAAGAUAUAGGAGAACUAAAGAGCUGUGGGAUCCAGGAUGUGUUUGUGCUUUGUACCAGAGGAGAGCUCUCAAAAUACCGAGUACCAAACCUGAUUGACACCUACCAGCAGCACGGGAUGUGUGUGCACCACCACCCCAUUCCCGAUGGGAAUGCUCCCGACAUUGCCACCUGCUGCAAGAUCCUGGAAGAGCUCAGAGCCUGCCUGGAAAAUAAGCAGAAAACAAUGAUACACUGUUAUGGUGGCCUUGGACGCUCAUGUCUUGUGGCUGCCUGUCUCCUGCUCCAGCUUUCAGACACCCUGGCACCUCAGCAGGUGAUAGAGAGCCUCAGGAAGCUGAGAGGAUCAGGGGCCAUACAGACCAUCAAGCAGUACAAUUUCCUCCAUGACUUCCGGGAGAAGCUGGCUGCACACCUGGCCACAAAGGAGCCGCUGCUCAGGUCGGCGUCGCGGUAG